Messenger RNA from Meyerozyma guilliermondii ATCC 6260, 798 nucleotides. It is a transcript of the gene NBN1, whose product is annotated as histone acetyltransferase. The transcript has a single exon. NCBI's taxonomy places the organism in Eukaryota, Fungi, Ascomycota, Pichiomycetes, Serinales, Debaryomycetaceae. The record is from RefSeq and is a predicted model, not a curated record. Gene Ontology annotation, cellular component: nucleus; Rpd3L-Expanded complex; Rpd3L complex. Bases 1 to 798 code for a protein of 265 amino acids. Gene Ontology annotation, biological process: regulation of DNA-templated transcription.
AUGGACACUACAACCGUCUUGGACAAGUAUACACAGGACCUUUCCAACCUCCCGUUGGAAGUGAGGCACCUUAUGGAAGAGAUAAAAACUAAAGAUACGCAACUUAUGGACGCCCGAAGGCGGUACCAGUCCAAAGACAGUCAAAUACACAAGUUUAUAAAAGCAAAUGGUACUCUUGUGAAACACCCGAAAGAACAACAACUAUACCAGAAAAUUGAAGAAGAAAUGGAAACAAUCAAAAAGAUACAAAAGGAGAAAAUCUUGCUUGCGAACACAGCAUUGUUCUUGGUUUCCCGCCACUUGUUCAACUUUGAGACAGACGUGACAAAAUUGGAAAGAGAUGAUCUUCUUCCACAGGUGGACCCGGAAGACGAGUCCGAGCUCAAUGCUCUUGUAAGCGACUCGGGGGUUUCCACGCCUCGUGGAACCCUUUCGGUGACUCCCGCGUACGAUGCUAGAGAUGGCAGAGAAGGACUCCGUAAAGCUCAGCGUAGAAAGAUGAAUAUCAAAAAUAUGCGGAUGCGCCGUGGACGGUCUGAAGAAUAUGACGAAAUGGACGAUUCUCGCCGGUCGUCUGUGGACGGCAGACACAACGAGGACGCGGACAAUAACCUCUACUGUUUCUGCCAGCGGGUUUCUUUUGGCGAAAUGAUUGGAUGUGAUAAUGACGACUGCAAAUACGAGUGGUUCCACUGGAGUUGUGUGGGCAUCACAUCUCCGCCAAAAGACGACGAGAUAUGGUACUGCCCCGACUGCUCGCCGCGCAUGGAGAAGCGAAGAAAGAAGCGGAAACUCUGA